AGCUUAUAAAAGCGGCUACCGAGUCCUAGGCUCAGCUCAGUCUGUCUCAAAGUGGUUUCUCAUCAGCAUCAUGGGUUAUUGGGGUCUCUUGGCUUUUUUGGCUUUGGGCCUUUGCUCUACUGUUCAGUCUUCUUUGGUGAAAUGCUCGUGUGAUCCUGGUGCCAAGGGCGAGCGAGGACCUCCUGGGCCGCCCGGUCCUCCUGGUGGCUAUUGGGGCUAUCCGCCCAUGGGUCCUUAUCCUCCAAAUCUGCCCAUUAUCCCGGGACCUAGAGGCUUACCCGGUCCACCGGGUCCUCCUGGAUAUUGUUUUCCCUGUCCAGCGGUGCCACCUGUGGUUCCACCUGUGGUUCCACCUGUGGUCCCACCUGUGGUUCCACCUGUGCUUCCACCUGGAGUGCCCGUUCCACCGUUCAUUUCCACCCAAGCAGUUCCUGGUGGAGGAGCAUCCGCCUUGACCACUGCCGUGGGCAACAUUAUAGUCAUUCCCGGAGGAACUGGAACAGGACUAACUGGUCGCGCUCAGUUCUUCCACAUUUCGCCCGAUGGUCAGGUGAUCCAGAUCGAGCGACCGCAGAAUCUGCCCAGUGAACUAUUCGAUUCACCUGCUGGCCAGAGCCCUCAGCCUCAGUCCACUUCCGCAUCUCUGUCGGGGAUCACACCACCCGCUGUGCAAGUGGCACCCACUCAGCCUACGCCCGGAGAACUGGUUGCCCCGCAGACUACAUCGUUGCCGGAAAAUAUAGAAGAAACCGUAUAUGCUGUGGGCAAUCGAAAGGACUUCCUGCGAGGAAGCACCGAUGCCAGCGAUUGGCGGAGGAUUCUCCUCUUGGGCGAGAGACCCCCCGAUGGAUUGCUCACUCCCAAGGGCCACUCCGUCCAGCAGCACAAUCCCAACCAGCUGGAGAACAGCAUGGAGAACUUCCAGAAAGCUCUGGUCGAGCUCAAGGAGAAGUAUGCGACGCUCAUCCAACCGCGCAGUUCCAAUCAAUAUGCAGUCAUCAUUUGAGGAGCAAAGUCGAGAUUGGAGUUGGUUGAAUAUUUAAAUAAAAACUGUACUGAUAAUGUCUAACAAUAAUCUGACUUACCAUUAUUAAAAACGAUUGGUUGUCACGUUUAAUUAUUUAGGUAUCGCUAAUAGUAGUUAAAGUAAACAAAAUCAAAGAUAAAUAAAUUUCGACGGUUUAACAAAAAUAGAAAUACUUAUCAGGGUAUUCCCAUCGGAAUUCCGUAAUGACAAUUAUCAACAAUGAUUAUGCGCAAAAUAUAUUCCACAAUUAUAAAAGAUUCUUUAGAGAACCUAAAUUAAAUGGAUAGUACAAUGA
Drosophila elegans is the source of this 1322-nucleotide messenger RNA. Its product is annotated as basic proline-rich protein. The coding region runs from base 71 to 1006 and encodes 311 amino acids. The record is from RefSeq and is a predicted model, not a curated record. The transcript has 2 exons. NCBI's taxonomy places the organism in Eukaryota, Metazoa, Arthropoda, Insecta, Diptera, Drosophilidae.